This is a messenger RNA of Sinocyclocheilus anshuiensis, 1245 nucleotides long. RefSeq names its product serine and arginine rich splicing factor 10b (gene srsf10b). NCBI's taxonomy places the organism in Eukaryota, Metazoa, Chordata, Actinopteri, Cypriniformes, Cyprinidae. Bases 186 to 863 code for a protein of 225 amino acids. Gene Ontology annotation, molecular function: RNA binding. The transcript is spliced from 6 exons. The record is from RefSeq and is a predicted model, not a curated record.
AGUACCGGAGCGCGUCUCUCGGCGGCGCUGUGACUCUCGGCGGCUUGAAGCGCAGCGGCUGGUUGAGGCCUCGAUGCUGCCGAAGGAAAAGCGACACAGCCGCGUGGAGCGAGACAGAUUUCAAUCUUUAAUCGUUCUUAAAAGUCAUUUAUAAUCAAGUGUAAGAGACUGUAAUAAUAACUGUAAUGUCUCGGUACAUGAGGCCGCCGAAUAGCUCUCUGUUCGUCCGCAAUAUUUCCGACGAGUCCCGGCCAGAGGACCUGCGCCGAGAGUUCGGCCGAUACGGGCCCGUUGCUGAUGUCUACGUUCCCCUAGACUUCUAUUCUCGCCGGCCCAGAGGAUUUGCAUACAUUCAGUUUGAGGACGUCCGGGACGCGGAGGACGCCCUGCACAAUCUGGACCAGAAGUGGGUCUGCGGACGGCAGAUCGAGAUCCAGUUCGCUCAGGGCGACCGCAAGACGCCGGGGCAGAUGAAGUCCAAGGAGCAUCAGUCGCCUCGCAGCCACUCCCGAUACGAGGAGUACGAGCGGCGCAGACGCUCCCGCAGCCGCAGCAGACGCAGGUCACGCAGCCCGUCCUACGAGAGGCGGCGCAGACGCUCCCAGAGCCCUAGAGACAGGUCCAGAGGAAGGACACGCAGCAGACGCAGCCGCAGCCGAGAACACGACAGGCACCACCACCGCUCCCGCAGCCGGAGCCCCUCACACUCGAAGAGCAGAGCUCGAUCCCGCUCCGGGUCCAGAUCCACCAGCGAGCUCCACGCAGAGACCCAGGACGCUGCUGCGGAAGACAAGACACAGCCCCGCUCACGCUCCAGGUCCCGCUCGCGCUCUUGGGCCGGACGCAAGUCCUGGGGGCAUUAGAUCCGGCGGACGACAGGCUCAGUGACGACUGGCUGGUUUUUGUUUAGGUUUGGUGGGUUGGGUGCAGAAGGUCAUUAACCUGCUCCUUUCUCUUAAUAAGCAGAGGGAAUCAAACUAGCUUGUUUUAGCUCACGCGUCUGUUAAAGUGUUAGCAUUGAAGAUAUCUGCGGUUUAGUUUACAAGCGCAGCUGCAUUUGCCUAGCUGUGCAGAAUGAGAGAUGUAAAUCGCUUCAAUGUUUUUGUAAGAGAUUUUUGUUUUAGUUGAGCAGUAAUGGCCAUCCAUUUGAAACGGUCUUCCAUGAGUGUCUCGAAUGUGUUUUAUUGUGAAAUCUGCAGGCAUUUUACAUGUAACCUCAGAAUGAAAUAAAUUUCUUGUGCAUCA